Molecule: messenger RNA, 4208 nt
Organism: Mus musculus (house mouse)
Lineage: Eukaryota; Metazoa; Chordata; Mammalia; Rodentia; Muridae
Gene: Lair1
Product: leukocyte-associated Ig-like receptor 1
Exons: 11
Coding region: 808-1599 (263 amino acids)
Biological process (GO): cell surface receptor signaling pathway
Cellular component (GO): plasma membrane
Source: RefSeq, a predicted model, not a curated record
GUCAAGGUCAACAUAGCUGACAUAAACCUGAUAUGUGGAUCAGAGAUGGUUUUCGUGGAGGACAUGGGCAUAUUCAAGACUCUUUUAAGAGAACAGUUCUCCUUUAUGUCCCAGUCAAGAGAAAGAGGAACCAAGCCCUGUGUGAAAAACUUGGUCCCGAGUCCAUGUGGUCUGAGAAGAGAAUGAAAGUUUUUUGCAAUAAGUUUUGAUGAUGGUCUAUCUUCAGUUGGCCCAUAUCAAAAGAGCUGCUGUUAGAGGAGGAAAGGCUGACAGGGUAACACUCAAAAUUAUUUGAAGUCCAACUCACAUUUGGAACUCACCAGACUUCAGAUUUUAACUCUUCUCCAGAUUAAUUCUCUUGGCCAACUUUUGGGUUCCAUGGAUUUUAUCUAGAUAGACUCAGAACAGAACAACUUUCACAGAGCUAUGACUUUAUGAGGAGGACGACUGAGCACAUGCUGUUUUGUCAACCACCAACAGUGUCAGCUAGAGGGAAAGUGAAGAGUCACUGUGCCUGCCUUCAGACACAGAUGACCUACAGACUCUACAGGCAAACAAGUUAAGGAAUGAGCUCAGCUACAUCUAAACAUAGGGGCCCGAGACACUGUUUUAGAAGCUAACACCUUCUCCUGAAGCCAGUGACUAAGGGAAAGAGUCCAACGCCCAGAAGAGAAACCUCUUCCUCUCCAUGUGGGGAACCUUAGCUAGAAACCUUGUGACAAGCUCCAGUGCACACAUCCUGCCUCUUGUGCCUGCUGCAGGGCUUCUGCUCUGACCAGACCUGGUAAGGUUGCUGGAGCCUGAGUCAUGUCACUUCAUCCAGUUAUCCUGCUGGUGCUUGUGCUGUGCCUGGGAUGGAAAAUUAACACACAGGAGGGUUCUCUGCCUGAUAUUACCAUCUUCCCUAAUUCAAGUCUUAUGAUCUCCCAAGGGACUUUUGUAACUGUUGUGUGCUCAUACUCUGAUAAACACGACUUGUAUAACAUGGUCCGCCUGGAGAAGGACGGCAGCACCUUUAUGGAAAAGAGCACUGAGCCUUAUAAAACAGAGGAUGAAUUUGAGAUUGGGCCAGUGAAUGAAACCAUUACUGGACAUUAUAGCUGUAUCUAUUCGAAGGGGAUUACCUGGUCCGAACGUAGUAAGACGCUGGAGCUAAAGGUGAUCAAAGAAAAUGUCAUCCAGACUCCUGCCCCAGGUCCAACCUCAGAUACAUCUUGGCUAAAGACAUACAGCAUUUACAUUUUUACUGUGGUCUCUGUGAUUUUCCUCCUUUGUCUUUCCGCCCUUCUGUUCUGCUUCCUCAGGCACCGUCAGAAAAAGCAGGGACUCCCAAACAACAAAAGACAGCAGCAGAGGCCAGAAGAGAGGCUAAAUCUAGCUACUAAUGGCCUGGAGAUGACUCCAGACAUAGUUGCAGAUGACAGGCUUCCUGAGGACAGAUGGACAGAAACCUGGACCCCAGUUGCAGGAGACCUUCAAGAGGUGACGUAUAUCCAGCUGGACCAUCACUCCCUCACACAGAGGGCAGUCGGAGCUGUGACCUCACAGAGCACAGAUAUGGCUGAGUCCAGCACAUAUGCAGCCAUCAUCAGACACUGAGCCUGGGCACACCUGGAGACACACAUGGAAAAGCCUGAAGAAUCCACUAGGGCCUUCUUUUGGGAUCAGCCUGGUGUGGAAAGCUAGGUCCCUGUUCCCCAUCCAGAUGAUGAAUUGUAUAUGUGUUAGUAUCAUCACUUAGGAAGACUAUAUUGCAAUAACUUUCAGAGCCCUAGUUACACUUACCUAGCUAUUUCCAGAGACACAGUUAUAGCUCUUUUAGCUGUUUCUUCAGACCCAUCCACGUCCCAUAUUAUUUAAUGAAUAGCACUGUAAUUGUCCAGCUGCCUUUACAUCCCCAGUUGUGUAAUGAGCCCAGUGAACCCUAAAGGCUUCCUUGGAUCUCCCUGCUGACUCUGACUGGGAUGUACUCAUGCAGCUGAAGGCUGAGUCCCUUCUCAGUGCCAGGCCUUAUGGAGUGCAUCAUGGGUAUUUUUGAAGAUGGAGCAUCUACAGUCCAUGUGGGUCUUGGAAUACAGACUGUAAGGACUCAAACUCUGUUUUCAUUGUUAUCCAAAGAUGAGUGGAGAAAUGAAGGCUACAAAAGGGUGCAUAUAAUUCCCUUUUCUUUAAAAUAUAUGUUUAAUUGACCAAGAUUGUGCAUACUCAAGUGUGAACUAUCAGAACUCGGUUUGACAUUGUGUAUGUAGCCAUUAUCACAAAUACUCAACACAACUGCCACUGGAUGACUUGAACAUAUUCACUGAUGAUUGAACUUUGGGUUGGUGUUUCUUGAUGGUAUGUGUUGAUCAGGAUUGGAAGAAAAAGGAGCACUGAAAGGGAAAGGCAGGCUGAGGGUGGGUAGAGGGAGGUGUUCUAUCUGUGUACACCUAUACUCAGUGAUACACUGGGAGAUACACAGAUAUGAAUACGCACACAAACAUAUGUACACAAGUAUAUUAGUGCACAUGGAGUGGAAGAACACUGAAUCACUGUGAGAUUAUAUUUGUCAAUAUCUCUGCUCCAUACCCCUUACCUGGAGUCAGAUUCAGUGAUCCCAUACCCAUGCACAUAUAGUCAGCACUAGUUAGACUCAGAGACAGAUCAGCAACAACAACAGUGGUAACAGUAAUAACUUCAAACAGGACAUACCAGGACAUGGUGGCACACACCUUUAAUCCUGCUACUUAGGAGACAGAGGCAGAUGGUUUUUGUGAGUUCUAGACCAGCCUUGUGUAUGUAUCAUGUUCCAGGCCAGCCAGGGCUGCACAGUGAGACCCUGUUUCAAAAAAUAGCUGAAACUACCCCAAAAGACAUGAAGUCCAGCAUGAGACAAAUCCUACAACGGUAGGACCCAAAGGGAGUUUGGUAGAGGUAUUGGAGAGGGUCAUUUCCAAACAUUGAUUUUUCACUUUUGUGAAAAUUUCAGAAAUAAAUUUAAAAUAUUAGUUAAAAAAGAAAAAUACUCAUAUGAACUUACAAAAAUUGAAGCAGCAAGCACAGGCUCUGCACAGGUUUGCACCAGGUUCUGUAUAUAUAUUGUGACUUCCAGUUUAGUUACUUAUGGAACUCUUGAGUGUGUGAACAAAUGGAUCUCUGAUUCUCUGUCUUCUUGUGGGCUCCUUUUCCUUCUGCUGGUUUGCCUUAUCUGACUUUGAUGUGGUGUUUUUUGUUGUAACUUAUUAUAAGAAGAUAAAAGAAAAGAAAAAUACCCAGAGGACCACUAGGGGGAAUGAGAGUGUCUCAUUUUGAUGGUCAAAAUAAACAUGGCUGCAGAAAAAACAAAAACAGAAACAAAAAACAACAACAAAAAAACCCAACCAACCAUCACCAAAAACAAAGAUCCCCCAACUCCCAAACCUGAUUGUUAAAACAAUGCUUUCCUAAAAAAUGCCCAGUAAGAAAUCCUCUCACAAGGAGAAAAUUGGAUGGUGUCACUCUGGUAGGAUACAGAGAGGCAGACUUACUGACAUAUACACAUGAAGACAUAACCAGCAUGGGAGAGAUAGCUUGAUGAUUAAGAGCACUGGCUACUCUUGUAGAAGCCCUAGGAUCAAUUAUCAGCACCCACCUUGUGGUGCACAAUCACCUCUAACUCCAGCUCUAGAGGAUUUGACACAUUUUUUUUUAAGAAACCAUUUUAUUUCUAUGUCCUUUAGUAGUAUUUAGGUUUCCCAUAUAUCUCUUGCAUAUCUAGUCUCAGGUUCAUGGUCCUGUGUACAGUGUCAGGCAUGGGUACCAGUUCUUUGAGUGCCAAUUACAUAUUGGUUGGUUAGUUCUAGAAGCUUUGUAUCACUAUUGUACUAGUCCUUCUUGUAGGCAGGUACAUUGUAGAUUCAAAGGUUUGUAAUCAGGUUGGUUUUUACCUUUCUUCUUUUGUAGUGUGCACUGUACCUCAUAGUACUCUGAACACUUGUCCGUAUGGGUGAAGGCUACAGGUCAUCUCUUGCUCAACUUCUCCAUGUUCAAUGAAUUUUGAAGGUGUGGUGUUCUGAACUAAUACACUGUAGUCAAUUUGUAAAGAGCAACUAAUAGCUUUGGAAAGAGACUUGGUGGUUUGGGGGUUCCCAUGGCCAACACAUCAAAUAGAUGUAACCCAUUUCCAGAAUGGGAGGCAGAAAACUAUAUAUGUAAUAAAUAAAUAAAUCUUUAAAGAAGGAGGAGGAGAA